Messenger RNA from Salvelinus fontinalis (brook trout), 1733 nucleotides. RefSeq names its product coiled-coil-helix-coiled-coil-helix domain containing 7 (gene chchd7). NCBI's taxonomy places the organism in Eukaryota, Metazoa, Chordata, Actinopteri, Salmoniformes, Salmonidae. The coding region runs from base 185 to 442 and encodes 85 amino acids. The record is from RefSeq and is a predicted model, not a curated record. The transcript has 4 exons.
CGCGGUGGGCAGUCAUUUAGAUUUGACCAAACUCGAAGCGCAGUGAUUUGCGAAAGGUUCGCUGUCGCGUGAAAAUAUCAUUAUCAAACAAUUCGACUUCCUGGCUGGCUAGCUAUGCUAGCUGCGGCACUAUCAGACAACUUGGGGGAGAGUCAUGUACAACUUUUGAGCGAAGCAGCAAGAAAUGGACAAAAACGUGCGCAAACUUCGAAGUAAAGAUAUAAACCCAUGCAUUGAAGAAAGUGAUGGCUCUCAGAAAUGUUUGGAUGCCAAUAACUAUGAUAAGAACAUGUGUUCUGCAUAUUUUCUGAGAUACAAAAACUGCAGAAAAUACUGGCACAACAUCAUGGUGAAUAGGAGACGAGAUGGCGUGAAGCCUGACAUGCCCACUGCAGAGGAGCGCCAAGAGAUACUAGCUGCCAUUGGAGGCAAGCCCUAUUGAGGCAGUGGCAAGACCAGCAGAAGGAAACACUGGAGUGGGGUGUAGACCAUACUUUCCAGUAAAGUUCUGGGACAGACACCUUCUUUAUGAAGGUCUGAGAGUUCCUUCACACACCUCACCAUUAUGAUGCUGACCGUGUCCCAAGAGGUGCCUCUGCCGCACUGUGUGCUGCUUGCCACUAAAGGUUGAUGGUGGCGUUGAAACCUGUGUCAAAUACCGAUGUCAAUGAUCAAAUCACUACAGUAUGCUGAAAUCUGGCAAUGAAUGUGCAUAGCUGGUUAGUAUGAGUUGAGCUAUAUAGAAAAGCACUUCAAGAUGCAAGUUGCCUUGAUGAAUCAAGUGUUUUAAGUCUUUAAAGAAAGAACUGGAAAGACUAUGGACUUACUCAACUUUAUUUGCAAGCCUUGCCAGCAUCUCUGAAAAUAAACUGAGUGUGUAUUUGUAAAAAGUUAUUUAUUUAGUAUACUUUUUUCACAAUCUCGUAACAGUAUUUUUUGGAACAAUGUUGUCGAUUUUUACAACAGUCCACAAGACAACUCUGGCCUUUUUUUCAAAACAGUAAAUGUAAUUGCUUUCUUAAUACAUUCUUAACUAUAAUACAGUCAAUUACAUUUAUUUAAAAAAUUAGGACUGCCUGCAAAGACAUUAAUGCAACCAUAUUUAUCUCUGGAGUACAACCAGACAAAACAGAAAGUUAGUCUUUAUUUGCAAUCACUAAGUCAUGAUUAAAAUUGGUACUAGCCUACAACCAUUUGAAAGGUGCAGAAUUAUGUGUGAUUACUCCUUUUAUGCAUAUUUCAUACACAUUAAAUGUUUUUAAAAUAAGCACAUUGUGUGCAGGAUUCAAUCAUCGGUAUCAUCACAAUCGAAUUCCUUGUAUUCAAUGCAUAGGCUGGUUUGCUCAUAGUUUUGCAGACUUUCCAUUGGUGCACAUAAUAGGCAAUCGGGUGAAUACAUUGGAGGAACACCACUGAUAUGAAUGCAUAGCCUCAAACCACACCAAAGCUCUAUAAUGGAAGGUGACAAUGUUGGAGAUGAUUUACUUAGAAGUAACCCAACUUCACUCUGCAUGUCAGCAAUAUUGUACAAAAUCAUACAAGUUAGUCCCCAUUACUUAGAUCUUUCCCGAUAUUGUACAUGGUAUGACACUGAUGGGGUUGUAUUUACUCAUUGCCGGAAACAGUUAACGCAACUACACAUUUCUCUUCGGAUGAAUUUUUUUGUUUGUUAAUAUUCUGUGAAAUGAAGACUUAAUUAAAACCAUAACAUACUGGCACCAUGCCUGAUCGCA